ACGCCAUUGCGGUUCAAACGAGAAGCGCAAGUACCUUGACUUCAAUGGUAACUUUGAGCCAAGAUGGCUCCCUAAAUCUAGAGUUUCACAACAGUUCAUAUUACUUCUAGGAGCGUUUAGACGUGGAUCGUCACAGGUUUCCAAAGUUGGACAGGAUGGUUCGGGUGGUGUUCCUUCAUCCAGACCUUGGCAUAGGUGGAGCUGAGCGACUGGUGGUGGAUGCCGCAGUAGCGUUGAAAUCUCAAGGAUGCAGUGUUCAGAUCUGGACGGCCCAUUACGACCCAACACACUGCUUCUCUGAGACCCUGGACCCAGAUCUACCUGUCGUUUGUGUGGGUGACUGGCUACCUACCAGUGUGUUUGGUUUCCUCCAUGCUCUAUGUGCCUACCUGAGGAUGAUCUUUGUGGCCUUCUACCUGGUUUUCCUCAGCGGCGAGGAGUAUGAUGUCAUCUUCUGUGAUCAAGUGUCAGCGUGUAUCCCGAUGCUUCGAUUGUCGCGUCACAGGAAGAAGGUUUUGUUUUACUGUCACUUCCCAGACCAGCUGCUGACCCAAAGGAAGUCACUCCUGAAGAAGCUUUACCGUGCUCCCAUCGACUGGCUGGAGGAACGCACCACAGGCAUGGCUGAUAUGAUUCUGGUAAACAGCCAGUUCACUGCAGGCAUCUUCAGGGAGACCUUCAAGGGUCUGAGAGGAGUCCACACCGAUGUCCUCUAUCCCUCCCUCAACACACGAACCUUCGACCAGCCGUCCUCUGAGACACAGAGCCUGGAGGGGCUUCUCCCCGAGGGAACCUCCUGCCUGUUUCUUUCUCUGAACCGAUACGAGAGGAAGAAGAAUCUGGGGCUAGCUCUGGAGGCUCUCGCAGCUUUGAGGAGCAGCCUUUCUCCUGGCCAGGGAGCAGGUAUUCACCUGGUGGUGGCGGGGGGCUACGAUGACAGAGUUACCGAGAACGUUCAACAUUAUACUGAACUGAAGGAACUUGCAGCACAGCUCCAACUGGAGGACUGUGUGACUUUCCUGCGCUCCCCCUCUGACUCACUGAAGGUGGCGCUGCUGCAGGGCAGCGCGGCCGUGCUCUACACCCCGAGCAGAGAGCAUUUUGGGAUAGUUCCCGUGGAGGCCAUGUACUGCUGCUGCCCUGUUAUCGCCGUCAACUCCGGGGGCCCCCUGGAGAGCGUUGCUGAUGGGGAGACGGGCUUCCUGUGCGAGCCCACGGCAGAGGCCUUCUCUCAGGGGAUGGGGAGGCUGUUCGGGGAGCCGCAACUCCGCAGGGUCAUGGGACAAGCUGGGAGGAGGAGGGUGCAAGAUAAAUUCUCUCUGCAGGCCUUCUCAGACCAGUUGUACGGGUACAUAGUGAGUCUGAGCCAGUGAUGUGAAAGUUGGAGGACAGCUACUGAUAUCUGCUACUGAACUGUGAAUUGUCUUCAGACGACUGCAGAGAGUUGACGUGUGUGUCGUCUAACAGAGAACGUGUGUGUAUGCAGGAAGGCGACGGAGGGGUAUUAUGAGGACAAUCAAUCAGCAUUCCCCUGGAGGGGUUGCUGAGAGGAAAAAAGAAUGGAAUCUCUAUACCAAUUAAGAAAAGAGUAACGAGUUUUCCUACCCUAUCUGUGGAAAAAUACCUCCCCUGCAACAGUAUGCAUGUGUAUGGGUGUGUCAUAUUUUAUGUGUAGCAGCACAGCCACAAAGAGUCCAGCAAAUGAGCGAACCAACAGGAUUGAUUGUUAGAGUGAAAUGUUUUGCACUGUUCUUUUUAGUCUUUGUCGCUCUAUGUUUGCAGGCUGAAGAAGAGAAAGAAUGUAGUUAACACUGAGUCCCAUCAGCCAUCGCACAGACCCAGAUCGAUAAACGGGAUGCUUUCCACUACUUCCUGUCCGCAAAGAGCUUUGUCCCCCGCUCCUCUCAUUCAGAAGAAGCUGGCCUGUCUGUGACUCUUGCUGCAGCGUCAAGUUAUUAGCAGAUGAUAGAGCGUGUCUGGCUUUAUUAGAGGUCUGGCUGAUGGGCAGCAUGUCUUUGUCUGGGUCAUUAUCAAGCAGGAGAAUAGCAGAAGGUCAGUGUGUCUGUGCGCUGCCCUCCUACUGUAUAGAAAUGCUCUUAUUGACAUUCCAGAAGUCUUAAUAAACAAGAGGACACAUAGUUUCCUGACUCUUA
Molecule: messenger RNA, 2153 nt
Organism: Labrus mixtus (cuckoo wrasse)
Lineage: Eukaryota; Metazoa; Chordata; Actinopteri; Labriformes; Labridae
Gene: alg2
Product: ALG2 alpha-1,3/1,6-mannosyltransferase
Exons: 5
Coding region: 156-1373 (405 amino acids)
Molecular function (GO): GDP-Man:Man(1)GlcNAc(2)-PP-Dol alpha-1,3-mannosyltransferase activity; alpha-1,3-mannosyltransferase activity
Source: RefSeq, a predicted model, not a curated record